UUGGCCAGUGCCGUUACCGGAAAAAUAAAAAUUUUUCAGGCCCAUCGACGCGUAAUUGGCUUUAUUGGGGUCGUUCAAGCAACAGCAGAAAGCGAGCAGCAAAUUGCUUCUCAGCAUGUUCCAGACGAAACGCCUAACAUAAGACCAGAAAGAAAAUAUUCGGAUACUUUAAGGUUGAAAACAACGGAUUUUUCAAGGAUCAAGGAGCAAUAUGAUUCGUCGAAAGCUGAAUAUGAAGCAACUGUGGUCGAUGCGAGAUGUAUUGUUAUUGGCUAUCCUGAAGAAUCACUGGAAGGGCUGUGGUCUUCUCGAGAAUUGUUUUGUUUCAAAAACCUCGACGAAGCUGAUGCACUCGAAGUGGGCAUACGGGAUUUUUUACGUUCCAUAUAUUACGUGUUGGAAAGUCGUCGGCUUGAUCUUUCAUUUGAAAAGUUGGACUGUCCUCCGUGUCCAGUGAUACCGGCUGAACAGAAGUAUCGCCAGGGUUUGGAAAACAAGAAUAGCAAAAUCUACAGGCUAGUUUGA
Messenger RNA from Gongylonema pulchrum, 525 nucleotides. The record is from the annotation of a GenBank genome assembly. NCBI's taxonomy places the organism in Eukaryota, Metazoa, Nematoda, Chromadorea, Rhabditida, Gongylonematidae.